Messenger RNA from Sphaerulina musiva SO2202, 1613 nucleotides. Its product is annotated as cytochrome P450. The coding region runs from base 132 to 1613 and encodes 493 amino acids. NCBI's taxonomy places the organism in Eukaryota, Fungi, Ascomycota, Dothideomycetes, Mycosphaerellales, Mycosphaerellaceae. The record is from RefSeq and is a predicted model, not a curated record. Gene Ontology annotation, molecular function: monooxygenase activity; iron ion binding; oxidoreductase activity, acting on paired donors, with incorporation or reduction of molecular oxygen. The transcript is spliced from 3 exons.
CAGUCAUGAGCCCCAGCAAAGGUGGCAGGCGGAGAGUCCUCUGAGCAAUGAUACAAAGCCACAGGACCAAGGCGCACAACCCGAGACUAGAGACUACGCUCAGCCAUUCCCGUCCCUAUACCUCCUAGCCUAUGAUGGAGUUGAGUGCUACACGACUGAUAUUAGCGGCUGCGGCCAUAUUCCUGCUGGUCCAGAUUGGACAGAUUCUCUACAAUGUCUUCCUCUCACCACUGAGCAAGAUCCCUGGGCCAUGGUAUGCCUCCAUCAGUGCGAUACCGACACGACUUUAUACCACAGUGCUCAGACGUCAAGCCCACUAUUGCCACGACUUGCACCAGAGAUAUGGACCAUUUGUGCGAACGGCACCCAAUGAGGUCCUCAUCUCGGACCCCGUAGCAUUCAAGGAGAUUCACAGAAUCGGAGGUCGUUUCUACAAAACCAAGUUUUACCGCUUCCUGAACCCCAACAAGCCUGGAGAACCGCCCUAUGGACUAUUCCAGAUGACAGACCCAGUCAAACAUGCUGCACAUCGCAAGCUGCUCGCCCGUGGCUUUACACAAGCUUAUUUACGCUCAAACUGGGAAGGGACUGUGCACAAGAAGGUUGAACUACUCCUCACACAGAUGAAAACCGAAGCCAAGACGACGUCCGGAGAAGUCGAUCUUGUGAAAUGGCUACCUCUUUUCGCUGGCGAUGUCGUCGCAGAGCUGAUGUUUGGAGAGGCUUUCCACAUGCUCGAGAGGGGCCAACAGGAUGAGAUGCUCCUCAGGUUUCAAAGAAACAAUCGUGGAAACAUGUUCGCAUAUAGCUUCCCUUGGCUGUAUGCCAUUGUGAAGCAUAUUCCGUACCCCAAAUUGCAGGCUAUGUUUCAAGGCAACCCAGUCGUUCUCCAACGUGGGAAGAAGGCAGUGGAGAACAGCAAAGCCAAGUCCACUUCCAAGAACAUCUUCUCCAAAGUACUGGCCGAUGCCGCAAAAGAGGACGCGAUCUUGUCCGACGAAGAAUUAGUCAUAGAAGCGGCCACCUUCAUCUUCGCUGGCACAGACACCACGGCCACGACAUUGAUGUACUUGAUCUGGGCAGUCCUCUCAAAUCCAACAAUACAAGUCGAGCUCGAGAAAGAAGUCGCCGCCCUGACCGAACCAUAUACCGAUGAGCAGUUGGAGACGCUCCCAUUCCUCAACGCAGUCAUCAAAGAGACCAUGCGUCUAUACGGCGCAGCACCUGCAGCUCUUCCUCGAAUCACCCCACCCGGAGGUACCAUCUUAGGAGGCUACCACAUCCCCGCCGGCACCAUCGUCGCCACUCAAGCCUGGACAAUGCAUCGCGACCCCAGCAUAUACGAAAACCCAGAUCUCUACGACCCCUCUCGUUGGCUCUCCGGACUCGCCUCCAGAGAUGAUGUCAAAGCUUCCUGGUCACCUUUUGGCGCAGGCAGUCGAAUCUGCAUUGGUUCGAAUCUGGCCUACAUGGAAUUACGACUCGCGACAGCCGCCUUUUUUCGAAAAUGUCCCAAGGCCCGAUUGGCUCCUUCGACGACGCCUGAGAGUAUGGAAAUUGAGAAUGCGUUUUUGAUUGCUCCUGUAGCACAUGCGUGCAAGAUUGUGAUUUAG